GAAGUUAACGAUUCCUUGAUGCGGUUUUUUGAUCACUGCGCCAAAUUUGUUGCCUUGGUGGAGGAGAACGAUGCGGCGAUGUGCCAGGUGGAUGCCUUCAAAGAGGGGCCGGAGAUGAGGAAGGUCUUGGAGAAGGUUGCGAGUGCUUUGUGUUUGCCCGUGGAGGAGCUGAACGCAGAUCUUGUUCAAGUAGCUUUUCUCACCUGCUCAUAUGAGUUGGCUGUAAAAAAUGUGACCUCCCCAUGGUGUUCGCUCUUCAGUGAAGAAGAUGCCAAGGUACUGGAAUAUCUGAACGACCUGAAGCAAUACUGGAAGAGAGGAUAUGGCUAUGACAUCAAUAGUCGCUCCAGCUGCAUUUUAUUCCAAGAUAUCUUCCAGCAUUUGGACAAAGCGGUGGAAGAGAGCAAAAGUUCAAAACCCAUUUCUUCACCUUUGAUUGUACAAGUUGGACAUGCAGAGACACUUCAGCCACUACUUGCUCUUAUGGGUUUCUUCAAAGAUGAUGAGCCUCUCAGGGCAAACAAUUACAUCAGACAAACGCAUCGGAAAUUUCGCAGUGGCCAGAUUGUGCCUUACGCAGCCAACCUGGUAUUUGUGCUUUACCACUGUGAUCAAGUGAAAACCUCUAAAGAAGAGUAUCAAGUGCAGAUGCUGUUGAAUGAAAAACUAAUGUCGUUUCAUCACUCAAAUGAAACCAUCUCUACUUACCUGGACCUCAAGGACUAUUAUAAGGACAUCCUGGAAAACUGCCACUUCAAAGAAGAGUGUGAAUUACCUAAAGUUAAUAUUACUGCUGUUGACGAACUUUGAAGGAAUGAAACAGAGUGGGUGUUCCGCAGAUUGAUCUUGGUUCUGUUUGACAGAUGUUGUGAACAAGGAUUUUUGAUGAUUUGCUGCUGUGUUGACUUUCUAAACUUGCAGAUUUGAUGG
This is a messenger RNA of Nipponia nippon (crested ibis), 930 nucleotides long. Lineage: Eukaryota; Metazoa; Chordata; Aves; Pelecaniformes; Threskiornithidae. The record is from RefSeq and is a predicted model, not a curated record.